AUGGCUUCGGUAAAAGACCACUUCCUUGACCUGGAACGGCACCGCCGCCAGCUUGAAGAAAAUGUCGAGAAGCUUCGUAAAGCCAUCACACACUGGCGCAUGUGUGAUGCCGACUACGAGGAACUCAAGGAAGAGGUCGAAGCCAUAUCCGGGCCUGCAGACCGCGCGGACCUGGAUAGGAUAUGCGACGAGUUUGAGGGCCAAGUCAUCAACGUCAAGGAAGUCAAGGAGAUCUUCGGCGAGCAAACGGUGAAGUCUAAGGCGCAAAUCGUCAACAUCCUUUCACGGCGGAUUGACUAUGUCGCAAAAAAUGUGGAGACACUGGAGAAGCAGCUGCAGGCCGCGGAGGAGAAGUACGAAAAGGCCAACAUCGUCGUCAACCCGGACGUUAUGGACGAGGACUCGGGGCUGCCCAUCACGGACAUCAUCGAGGAGCUUGACGACGAUGACAACAUCACCGCGUCCCGACUGCAAAGGCCAGGCGACUCAACCUCGGCCAUUCGUGAGGCGCUGGAGAAGGCUGGUGUCAAGGAUCUGCCUGAGACGAACGAGCGGGUGCAGGCCGAUGUCGAAGAACUCUCAGAUGAUGAGGACACACCGAUGAAGGACGAGCACAAUGGCCGCAUUGAGGACGCACAAAAACAAGGCAGGCCACAAUCUGAGACGGCAUCAACUAUCAUGGAAAUCGACUCUACGGAUCCUCCAGCGAAAAAGGGCGUGUCCUUUGCGGAAGACACAAAACCAGGCCACGACCUCAACGGCCGGGACCAACAAUCCCGGACGCGGGAUCAUCUGGAGCAAAUCAUGAGGCAAGCCAAGGAGCAAGAGGCACCGAUCUCGAACCCAGUGAUACCAGAAGGCGAGUCAGACGACGACGCUGAGCUCCGACGGGAGAUGCUCAGGUACGGCAUGACGGACAUUGCCCCCAUCGUUGCCGAGCUUGAAAUCGAUGAGGGCACAGGGUCAGAGUUCGACGACGACGAGUACAGCCUUGACGAGGAUGACGGUUUUGAAGACGACGAAGAUGAGGACGAGGACGAGCAUGGCCGGACCAAAUCUCGUGUCGUCGAUGACAAGUAUAGGAAGCGUAUGCAGGAACUUGAGGAGAGGUUGGGCAUAAAAUCAAGCCGCCAAAUCGACGAGGAAGAAGAAGCCAAGGCCGCAGGUAGUAUACCGGAAGAGGGCAUCGCACGUAUCGCCAUCCAACCAGCGGCUUCAAGUCAACCAGCACCCACAAGCCAGCCCGCCAAGUCAUCAAUGAAAGGCGGCAAUGAGGAUGCGCAAGAGCCGAAGCCCGUGAAGAAAGGCGUCAAGUUCGCCAACGCACUGGAUAUAGCCCCCGAAGCAGACGCCACACCAGCUCUGGCUCCGGCUGAGCCAAAGGAGCCGUACGUCGACCCCAUGAGAAGCACCAUCGUGGAGCGGAGCCCAGCCGCACAGCCAGCAGCACCAACAGCAAGCGCACCCAAGAAGGCCUCGCGGUUCAAGAAGGCACGAGCCACGGAGCCAGCUUCCAGCCCAGCCGAAACCCAGCUCCCAGUCAGGACCAAGGGCCCGGCUGAGGCCCCGGCGCGCUUCCUCGACCAGGAGAUACGGACCGCCCCAACCGGACCGGACGGCAAGACGCUCGCCGGGACUAUCGUGGAGCGGGACAUGCCCUCGGGCGCCGUGGAGCCGGACGAGUUCGACGCGACGCUGCUGCACCAGGAGGCCGCUGUCGAGUACCACCGGAUGCGCAACCGGAUGAUGCAGAAGCAGGGCGGCUUCGUGGCCGAGAAGGAGGAGGCCAUCGAGUACCCCGAGGACGAGGAGACGGGAGGGAAGCGCGUGAGCCGGUUCAAGGCUGCCAGGUUGGGGAGGCAGUGA
This is a messenger RNA of Diaporthe citri, 1866 nucleotides long. RefSeq lists its product as uncharacterized. The record is from RefSeq and is a predicted model, not a curated record. Lineage: Eukaryota; Fungi; Ascomycota; Sordariomycetes; Diaporthales; Diaporthaceae. Gene Ontology annotation, molecular function: chromatin binding; transcription corepressor activity; phosphatase inhibitor activity. The coding region runs from base 1 to 1866 and encodes 621 amino acids. Gene Ontology annotation, biological process: negative regulation of transcription by RNA polymerase II; negative regulation of phosphatase activity. The transcript has a single exon.